Molecule: messenger RNA, 5525 nt
Organism: Hippoglossus stenolepis (Pacific halibut)
Lineage: Eukaryota; Metazoa; Chordata; Actinopteri; Pleuronectiformes; Pleuronectidae
Gene: slc71a2b
Product: major facilitator superfamily domain containing 14Bb
Exons: 12
Coding region: 428-1867 (479 amino acids)
Biological process (GO): transmembrane transport
Cellular component (GO): membrane
Molecular function (GO): transmembrane transporter activity
Source: RefSeq, a predicted model, not a curated record
AUCCAGAGUCAGAUGAUACAGAUGUGAACUGAAUCCAGAUCAACAGAACCCGAACAUCGGCUGAUCUGGAAACAGUGCCGAGGACACGCGCUCCAUUGACUGACAGGGACAAGACAGUAGGGCGGUGUUUGUCAUUAACCUGGGCCAGUGACCGCCCCGCUCACCCGGGAGACUCUGGUGAACAAACCAACGGGACAAACUGUGACAUUACAGUCGAAGCGGAGGAAUUCGGGUAAAAACGAAAGUGGAGCCUCCGCUGUUGACCGCUCUGCCCCGGUGGACACAGGCUCGACCCCGGGUCCAUGAUAGCGCCGCACGGACGUGGAGGUGAUCGACACGGUGGGACACCCUGGAAGAGACGGAGAAGCCCCGGGAGGACGCCGGUCACCGCGGACUCGAUGUGAGGAUCGUCGCGGCAACAUGUGACAUGAACCGGGAGAAAACUGCGACCGAGGCCAACGACAUCAUGUUGGUCCGGAGCCCGCCCGGCCGUGGCCGAGCCAGAGUCACUCAUGCGGUGGUGGUGAUCUUCCUGGAGUUCUUCGCAUGGGGGCUGCUGACCACGCCUAUGUUACGUGUUCUUCAUGAGACGUUUCCUCAGCACACCUUCCUGAUGAACGGCCUUGUUCAGGGAGUGAAGGGCUUCCUGUCAUUCCUGUCAGCUCCUCUGAUUGGUGCUCUGUCAGACAUCUGGGGCAGAAAGUCCUUCCUCCUCAUGACGGUCUUCUUCACGUGCGCUCCCAUCCCCUUCAUGAGGAUCAGCCCCUGGUGGUAUUUCGCUUUAAUUUCAGUCUCAGGGACCUUCGCUGUGACCUUCUCGGUGAUCUUUGCCUACGUCGCCGACAUCACGGAGGAACACGAGCGGAGCACAGCCUACGGCCUGGUCUCUGCGACCUUCGCAGCCAGUUUAGUGACGAGCCCGGCUAUCGGCGCCUACCUGUCGGCCCAGUACGGGGACAGCCUGGUGGUCCUGGUCGCCACGGUGAUUGCCGUGGCAGACAUCGCCUUCGUGUUCUUCAUCGUCCCCGAGUCGCUGCCGGACAAGAUGAGGCUGACGUCCUGGGGCUUCCCCAUCUCCUGGGAGCAGGCCGACCCCUUCGCAUCUCUGCGUCGUGUAGGGAAAGACCCCACAGUGCUGCUGAUCUGUGUCACCGUGUUUCUGUCUUACCUGCCUGAGGCCGGACAGUACUCCAGCUUCUUCCUGUACCUGAGACAGGUGAUCGAGUUUUCUCCCGCAGCCAUCGCUGCCUUCAUCGCCAUGGUGGGAAUCCUCUCCAUCAUCGCUCAGACUCUCCUCCUCGGGGUUCUCAUGAGAACCGUAGGUAAUAAGAGAACGGUUCUCCUCGGUCUGGGCUUCCAGCUCUUCCAGCUCGCCUGGUACGGCUUUGGCUCUGAGCCGUGGAUGAUGUGGGCGGCAGGAACAGUAGCAGCCAUGUCGUCCAUCACCUUCCCAGCAGUCUCUGCUCUGGUGUCACACAGUGCGGCACCUGACCAACAAGGUGUGGCUCAGGGGAUGAUCACAGGUAUCAGAGGUUUGUGUAACGGUUUGGGUCCGGCUCUGUACGGCUUCAUCUUCUUCCUGUUCAAUGUGGAGCUGAACGACAUAGACCCAGGAAGACCCACAAAGAACACAGAGAAGUCCGUCAUCCCUGGCCCUCCCUUCCUGUUCGGAGCGUGCGCCGUCUUGUUCGCCCUCGUCGUCGCUUUCUUCAUCCCUGAGCACCAGCGACUGGCCGACGUCAAAACCUGCUCCGCCCGCAAGUCCAGUGGCGCCGCCACCGCACACGCUCUGAGCGCCAGCCCUCUGGCCACGCCCACCAGUGACACAGAGGACAUUGAGCCGCUCCUGCAGGACAGCAGCAUGUGACUGACAGCUGGCCCGGCCAAUCACAGCGCUGAGGCCUGAGCUCCACUCUGCAGGUCCGGCCCAUUUAACAAUGAAGAGCUUUUAUUUUUUAUUUCCUCCGAUUCAGACUGUUCAGAUAAAAGUCAGGAAACAUCCGGCGGCAGUCACACAGACGAGCGGCUUUCACCAACCUACAGGCGACACGUUGUAUUCAUGGAGCUCAUGUUUCAUCAUCAAUCAGCAGGAAAGUUAUUAACAUCAAACAUUUUUCUGAUUUGAUUAAUUGUUUCAACCAAAAAUCAAAUAUUCUCUGGUCACAGAUCCUCAGAUGAGAUGAUUUCCUGAAACCAGAUGUUUUAUAUAUAACUGAUAUUUAGAGCAACAUAUUGACAUCAACUACACACAUGUGAUAAUAUCAUGUAAAUAAUCGAGCGGCUCUUCAUCAUUAGUUAGUUUUCUGUCGUGACAUUAAAAUCUGCUCGGACGCACAAACAUCAACCAAGUUGAAUUUGACUGAAUUAUAAUUUUUAAUUCAAUUUUCUGCAGUUUUUUUUCAAUCAUAUCUUUAUCAUGAAUGUUUUUGUAGUGAAAGUUACGACAUCAGAUUAAAAACUAAUAGAAACUAAACAGUCGCUGUUUGGCUGCCGCCUGAACACGUACUUAACUCCACCCGUCAGCUCUGCAGACUUCAGGAGAUCAAGCGCUCCUCACUGUGCAGGACCAGUGGUGAGGAGGAGGUGCGUUGAAUUUACUGCACAGCUGAGACCAAGUGUCAACUACAGAAUGUUUGUCUCCUAACUGGUCACCAGACUCGCAUUAUGGGAUAGGGAGGAAGUCGUCACCUGUACCUGUAGGGGGCAGUGCGGGGCCAAGGUCCAGGUGUGUUUGAUCGUGGUUGGCUCUGCUGCGUACGUGUAGUCUCCACCCGUCUCCACACACCGACAUCUUACCACCGGAUUACUUGGCUGGAGCCGUUACUAUGACGACAGCUGUGGGGCACGUUCACGCUCAGCAUGUCCGAGCUCUGACUGGCUGUGACAUCAUCAUCCUCUCCAUAUCCAACAUGAACUAAAUGUAAAGAAGUGGAUUUAAGCAGUUUGAGGAGCUUUAGGUUCACGUGAGCGAAGACGUGGAGAAACGUGUUCACUUUGUUUCUGAUUCAAAGAUUCUGCUCUGGAUUCAGAGUCUGGAGCUUCAGAGUCUGGAGCUUCAGAGUCUGGACCUUCAGAGUCUGGACCUUCAGAGUCUGGAGCUUCAGAGUCUGGAGAUUCAGAGUCUGGAGCUUCAGAGUCUGGAGCUUCAGAGUCUGGAGCUUCAGAGUCUGGAGCUUCAGACUCUGGACCUUCAGAGUCUGGAGCUUCAGAGUCUGGAGCUUCAUGUGUUUGUUGUUUCCUUUGAUCUGUUACUUUUAGUUUCACAUUGUAAUUUAGGGAAACAGAAUUCUGUCUGACAAACGUACGUGGGCGGAGUCUACCUGUACUUGACUCUGAUUGGUUUGUAGACGGCGUCUGACGUGGGCGUGUUGUCAGGUGGGGGGGUAGUAGUCUUUCUGUAUGAAUGAAGCUUCAUCUGGUUGCCAUGGUAACAUCAUGAUGGUAUCACUAGCAGCGUCUGGACCAACCAGGUGUGAACGAGUCCUGAGUUGAGUCAAACCUCCAGAUGCUGAGUUACUGAGACUCACUUCUAUUGAGUCAUUCCACUUUGAGAUUUAAUAGUAAUAAUACGCUCUGCAGUGAAAGUAAAUCUGGACCUGGAGGAUUCUUGUUAUUAAAUUCAAACGUCCUGCUCUUGAAUAAGUCGAGCUCCAGAUGUGAUCCUCUCCCUGUGAACUUAAAGAAAACACAGGUUUGUUCUAACGGUCACAUCCUGAAGGUGAAGGUUCAUCCUCAGAGGAAACUGAUUCACCGUCAGAUCACAGAAGAUGAAAGACUUUUUCUUUCUCUGACUCCCCCCACGUUGUGAUUAGCUCCGCCCGCCCGCCCGUCGCUCCAGGUCCAACAAAUCGAGCGCUCUGAGUUACUGAUGUUUGAAGAUGAAGAUGUUAGUUUGAUGUUUGAGUUUAAAAAACCAAAUUGUGCCAUUUUGUUCUUUUACUUUUUGUUAACAUUGUUUGUAAAGUUUGUUAAAGCUAAAAAUAUCACAUUCCAGAAAAACGGAUUCAGUUUGAAGGCGGACGUGAGAUAAUUUGACGCUGAAACAACGGAACCUGCGUCCACACAGGCUCCUCCCAUCUGGAGCGGAGUCCCUGUUUGAUUUCUAUCGUUCAGACGUUUCACUGAAUCUUUGAGUUACUGGAUGUUCAACCUAAAGCUGCAGAUGUUUGUUCACCAUCGAUCCGAGUUACUGUAAACGAGACGCAUAUGAAUCUUUGACUGUGGUGGUGGACUCAUGUCUGCCCCUGGUGGCUGGGACGGGUUAUGGUCUCGUGUCAGCUGGUGUUUUCACUGUUCAGUCGACUUCCUGGAGUUUUUGUUUUUCAUUCACACAAACGCAGCAGCAUCAUCAUCAUCAUCAUCAUCAUCUUGGUUUCCUGACGUCAGCCUCACGAAGCUUAUCCUCCAAACUUCAUCUCUAAAGGUUUUACAUUAUUAUUUAAUCUUUAACUCCUCAAACGUUUUCUUUUCAAACCAAACUCCUCAACUCGGCCGAGAGGUUCCUCUCACUCUGUAGCUGAAGAUGUCAAACAAAGACAGAUGGACCUACAGGAUAUGUUUCUACAGGUCGGUCUGCAGAGUCCUUACUGAAUGUCCCAGAAUGCACCGUGUCUUGCGUCCGUCUGCUGCUGCGUUCAGGUCUCGCUGGAAAAUUUCUCUUGAGCGUCGUCGGUUCUCACGAAGAAACUUUUGAUCAGAUGUGAAUGAACGGGAAUCACAGAAACAGUUUUUUGUUUUCUAGUUUUGAGAAUAAUUCAGAUAAACUUGUUUCUGGACUUCGUGGAAUUUCCCCGUGGACGUGAACUUCAGCAGCUUCUAUGUCAACAUGUUUAUUUCCUGUAGAAAGACGCUUGAACUGGUUUUGAAUUUAGAAUUUUAAAAUCAAGUUUCACUCAUUUUGGUUUUGAAGAGAUGCCAGUAUUUUCACAGGAGCCGUGAACCUCAGUAGUUUUUUUGGUAACAACCAAAAUAUGUCUUGGUAAUUUCCACUCUGUGUUUUACAAAAUCACUUCUGAGUCGUGCAACUUGAGUUGAGAUAUUUAACAUGUGAAACAUUUCAUUUACAAAUGUCUUGAUAUUGACAUAAAAUCAGGUUUUCUUUUGGUGUCAAAACUUUUAAAUAACUAAACCAACUUUCUUUCUAUUUGAGCGUUAAUCUUUGAAAACUUGACCUGAUCGUGUUACUGAAGCUGAAGUUUCUGUUCGUACAAAUCUGCUCACGGAGAGAACAGUUUUAAUCAUUGGAGGAGAAACGGUAACUGAUGCAGUCAAACAAAUAAAGUGGAGAUAUUGAAUAUUUAUAUAUAUAUUCAAUAUCACCCCCCCUCCUCUGUGUACAUGAUGCAGAACAUUUGCUGACACUGCACUUUAAUUUCUCUGAACGUGCCUCGAAUCAUUCUCCAUGUUGAUAUCGUUUUUAUAGAGAAACCAAGAGACGUGUUGUGCAUCUUUUAUCUUAUUAAGAACAUAAUUUUGAAUAAUAUCUAUAGUAAUAAUGAUAAUAAAGAGAAAUGUAUGGAAUUUGA